Cicer arietinum (chickpea) is the source of this 1909-nucleotide messenger RNA. RefSeq lists its product as uncharacterized. The record is from RefSeq and is a predicted model, not a curated record. NCBI's taxonomy places the organism in Eukaryota, Viridiplantae, Streptophyta, Magnoliopsida, Fabales, Fabaceae.
GAAAAUGCAGUAAUGUGAUGUAUUUAAGAAAAAAUCAAAAUCCAAAGGAAUUGAAAAAGAGCGCGGCGUUUGGUCAUGGGCUGCUUCUACUUCUCCUCCCCCACGCUGCUUAUUUUUCCUUUCUGCUUCUUCGUAAUCUUCGCUGCUUCACUUGCCAAUGACCAUACUACCCCUCCCACGCUCAAAGGUAUUGAUAUUGAGAGGCCAGUUUUGGAUGUAUCGCCUUCUAUGCUUUCGGAGCAUUCUACUACUCACGGUGCUAAAAACAUUUUGCAAUGUGAGCGUAUUCAAGUUUCUGGUAUCUCAAGAUUGAAACUCGGGAGCUAUGCUAAUUCAUUCCAUAUUACAUUGGCUCCCUCCGUUGCUAUACCAGAGAGAUUACAUAACAAAAUUCUGGUUUGUUUCCAUAGGAAUAAUACUCUUGGAUGGUGUCAGUGUGAAAAGGAUGAUUGGAGGGGUGUGCAAAAGGGGAUAUGGAGUGCAGUUAUGUCACCUUAUGAAACUAGAUAUGUUGAUGUCAAGAUUGAUGGUGAAAUAUCGGGUUCAGUUACAGUUGCACUUGAACAAGAUUUUCAGCAAUGGCGCCUCAUUUGUCUUCCCAUUGGAUUGACACUGCUGCUGUUGGCUCCAAUUAUUAGCAGCUGGGUUCCUUUUUAUUAUAGCAGUUCAAUGGUUAUAGGUGUCUUUCUCGUCAUUAUAAUACUUCUUUUUCAGGGCAUGAAAUUAUUGCCAACUGGAAGAAAAAAUAUAUUUUACCUUACCAUAUAUGGAUCAGUGCUUGGAGCUGGUUCAUUCCUUUUGCACCAAUUCUCUAUGAUCGUAAAUUCAAUUCUUCAGAGUUUUGGGAUGAGUGAAGAGAUGCACAACCCAGUUGCUCUUUUUGUACUACUGGGUAUCAUAUUGGCUGGAGCUGCUUUAGGCUACUGGAUUGUCAGGAAAUUUGUUAUUUCAAAAGAAGAUGGUAGUGUGGAUGCUGGGGUCGCUCAGUUUGUGAAAUGGGCAAUGCGCAUUAUUGGAACUACCUUUAUUUUGCAGAGCACUCUUGAUACUCCUCUUGCAUUCGGAGCCUUGGUCUCUUGUGGAGCUGUAUGCAAACUUAUUUCUUCAAUAAAAUUGCUUCAUGGAUGGUAUGAAACUUCAGGGAAUGAUAAUUAUUCACUAGAAUGGAGGAGAGGAACUCGUGGCCGUGCUGAAUUUCUUAGCAAGUCAACUCCUAAAGGAAAAAUGUGGAAUAACCCUAAAGGUAGCUCUAAAGGAAAACUGUGGAGCAGCCCUAAAAGGACAUCAUGGUCUGACUCUCCUGUGAGAGGUGUUGUAUCACCAUCUUCUGGUUUUUUAUCACCACAAGCUUCUGGGACUCAAUUAGGGAUGAAUUAUUAUUCAACCUUCCACAAGACCAACGACAGAAAGAAGUUCACUAAGGAAGAAUGGGACGAUUUCACUAGAGACUCCACCAAGCAAGCUUUAGCUGAAUGGGCAGCAUCUCCAGAAUUCACUGAUUGGAUCAUUGAGCACGCAGAUCGGAUAAAACUGCUUCCAAGUGAGACCUCGGAAGAGACAAUGGGGAGUGAAUCGGAUUCCACGGAGGCAGGAAGUGGAAAUGGAUUUAGGCUUUUUAGUUGGCUGUGAGCUGAGUAAUAAAUAAGAAUGUACUAACCAGCAGAAAUUGUUUUUUCAGAGUUAGAGAACAGUAACAAGAGUGUAAUUUAGGUAGGUAUUUAAGUUGGCUUAUUCUAACCAGCAUGUAGAUAGUUUUAAUAGUUUUCCUGAAUUUGCCAAAUUGCACAAGCCCGCGCAAUCUUGUCGUUUGUUUGAUCCUUUUUGUUACUUCUCUUGUACUACACGAGCUGCAUGAGGAUAAGAAAGCUCCUUCUCAAUUUAAUUAAUUUUAACAAAUUUAAAUUUACAA